Exophiala oligosperma is the source of this 1745-nucleotide messenger RNA. RefSeq lists its product as uncharacterized. Gene Ontology annotation, biological process: transmembrane transport. Lineage: Eukaryota; Fungi; Ascomycota; Eurotiomycetes; Chaetothyriales; Herpotrichiellaceae. Bases 237 to 1517 code for a protein of 426 amino acids. The transcript has 2 exons. Gene Ontology annotation, molecular function: transmembrane transporter activity. Gene Ontology annotation, cellular component: membrane. The record is from RefSeq and is a predicted model, not a curated record.
CGAAGCAAUAAAAAUGCAACCUUCAGCCUUUUCACCGUUUCUUCUUCUCCUCUUCCCUCUUCCCCUUCUCUACCGUUGUCGUUAGACGUACAACACAGUGAGCGACUUCAGGAGUUUUGCGCUCGCUAAUCUUCAUAAAGCUCCAGUCCCAAGCCCUACGUCCUCCAUUCCCGCGCCCAGAGAAUUGCAUUUUUAGAACUCCGCAUUUCUUGUUCGACGGAAAAAACGACGUCAUCAUGAGUGACAGCAAAAUCAUCGACACUGCGGUGCGAGCCACCAGCAUCGACUAUGGUCGCGAUGGCUAUGGCACCACCGCAAGUGCAGCUUCUGAUUCCCAGUCUCCCAUGAAACAUGGCGAUCCUGAAUUCGUCGAGCCGAGUCCCGAGCGUCCUGGCGACGAAGCGGGCAAAAAGAAAACAUGGCGUGAAAAGCUGGCAUUUUUCAAGACAAGAGACUUUUGGUUCAUAUUGAUCCUUGGUCAGAUACUGGCUAUCUGCAUUACGGGAACAAACACCUUGACCACGCUUUUGGCCAAGGAAGGAACCAGCAUUCCCGCAUUCCAGACCCUCUUCAACUACGUAUUGCUUAAUAUCAUCUACACCGGCUACACCUUGUAUAAGUACGGUUUCAAAAAGUGGUUGAAUCUCAUCAAACGUGACGGAUGGAAGUACAUCAUCUUAUCCUUUUUUGAUGUUGAAGGCAACUAUUUCACCGUCCUCGCGUACCGAUAUACCACGAUUCUGUCGGCUCAGCUCAUCAAUUUCUGGGCCAUUGUCGUCGUCGUCAUCCUUUCAUUCGCCCUUCUCAAGGUUCGCUACCACUGGGCUCAAGUUCUCGGCAUUUUCGUCUGCAUCGGUGGCAUGGGCUUAUUGCUCGCUUCUGAUCACAUCACCGGCUCCAACGGUGGAGAUGUGUCCUCUGGUAACCAACUCAAGGGAGACUUGUUCGCCCUUCUGGGUGCCACUUUCUACGGGUUCGCCAACGUUUACGAGGAAUGGUUUGUGUCUGGUCGACCACUGUACGAAGUCAUUGGCCAGCUCGCCUUCUGGGCCAUGAUCAUCAACGGUGCCCAGGCCGGCAUUUUCGACCGUCAUUCCUUCCACACCGCGACCUGGAACGGCGACGUCGCCGGCUAUCUCGUCGGGUACACGCUCAUCCUCACCAUCUUUUACUCCUUGGUCCCCAUCUUGUACCGUUUCGCCAGUGCCGCCUUCCAGAACAUUUCGCUCUUGACGGGUAAUUUCUGGGGUGUCAUCAUCGGUAUUCAAGUCUUCCAUCUGCACGUACACUGGAUGUACCCCAUCGCCUUCACGCUCAUCAUGGUUGGUCAUUUCGUCUAUUACUUUGGUAAGGGGGUUUUGGGAGAAGCCCAAAAGGCCUGGUUGGGUGAAGACCAAGAACGAGGCAUCGACGGGUUUGGGUCCGCAAAGAGGAAGAUGAGAAAGAUGCAAGAAGAGGGCACAGUGGCUGGGGUCAGAAGGGGUGAUGUCGGCACUGAGAGCAUGGGAGUUGUCUGAGCGACACACAAAACGCAAGACUUGUUACAGAGUUUAAGCCUACGGCUUUCCUACCUAUAACCACGUCCACUCUGGUGGAUGUCACUGGGACGGACUUGAGAGAUUCUGAGACGAUAUACAUGUUUAUAUUUCAUCAUCCAAACACGGAUACAGCUCAAUAGGAAACAGCAUUAAUGAUGAAACAAUCCGUACAGGAGCAAUCGUAUACAAUGCUACUUGUUUGCUCUC